Molecule: messenger RNA, 1202 nt
Organism: Sitodiplosis mosellana (orange wheat blossom midge)
Lineage: Eukaryota; Metazoa; Arthropoda; Insecta; Diptera; Cecidomyiidae
Exons: 1
Source: RefSeq, a predicted model, not a curated record
AUGGGUGAUGAAAUUCUAAAUUUACAUAACGCAAUUGGGGCUGAAGAGGCAAUCACAAGCAUACAACACCAUGCAUACAAUCCAUACACAAAUUCAUUCAACAACAACGAUGAGAUCCGCAUAGUGAUCCAACAUCAAGAUCUCUAUGUAUUGCCGCAUGAAAGUUACAUCUACAUUGAAGGAAGAGUUUUGGUAGCUACAGCAGCUGCUGGCGCUGAAGCGGCAGCAAGGGAAGUACCAAAUUUCGUAAAUAAUGCAGCCGGUUUUCUGUUUGAUGAAAUACGCUACGAACUCAAUGGAUUCCCAAUUGAUUGUUGCAAAAAUGUUGGUAUCACAUCAACACUCAAAGGGUACGCAUCAUAUAAACCAUCCAGCAUGAAUCGAUUACAUAUGGCCGGAUGGAAGAAAGAAUCAAACCAACCAGGCAGCGCUGGAUAUAUAAAUUUCUGUAUACCACUAAAAAGCAUUUUCGGAUUUGCCGAAGACUACCGCAACAUCAUAAUGAAUGCAAAACAUGAGUUGAUUUUGCUGCGCAGUCGAUCUGACAUCAAUUGUUUUGUUGGUGCCAAUGAUCUUUCUACAAUCCAAAUUGAUAAGAUUCAGUGGCGCAUUCCGCACAUCAACGUAGCAGACGCAGCCAAGAUAAAGCUGCUCAAAGUGCUUGAUCGACAGCAACCGAUUCUCCUACACUUUCGCACAUGGGAGCUCUUCGAAUAUCCAGUACUACCAACCACAAAUAAUCACAUUUGGAGUGUGAAAGCUAGUUCAUCAUUGAAUACACCCAGAUACAUAAUGGUGGCAUUCCAAACGAACCGCAACAACCGUAUUGGGGCUGAUAAGAGUCGCUAUGAUCACUGUGCUCUGAGCGAUUUAAAAGUGUACCUGAAUUCAGAGUCUUACCCCUACGAAAACUUGAAUGUUAAUUUUGCCAACAACCAAUAUGCUGUUCUUUAUGACAUGUACUGUCGAUUCCAAGAAACAUAUUAUCAUGACCGCGCACCGCAUACUGCUGUUCCGCUGUUGACGUAUGAAGAGUAUGGAACUAAUGCACCAAUCAUAAUCAUCGAUUGCUCACGUCAAAAUGAAGCGCUCAAGAAAAGCAUCAUCGACAUACGCAUUGAGUUUCAGACAAGAAACAAUAUUGCUGCUAAUACAGCCGCCUACUGUCUCAUCAUUCACGACAACAUAAUCAGUUACAAUCC